Glycine soja is the source of this 1497-nucleotide messenger RNA. Its product is annotated as rho-N domain-containing protein 1, chloroplastic-like. The transcript is spliced from 2 exons. Gene Ontology annotation, biological process: DNA-templated transcription termination. The coding region runs from base 70 to 1194 and encodes 374 amino acids. The record is from RefSeq and is a predicted model, not a curated record. NCBI's taxonomy places the organism in Eukaryota, Viridiplantae, Streptophyta, Magnoliopsida, Fabales, Fabaceae.
CUACGAAUCGCAUGAAAAGCGGCAUUGAGUGAGAGUGCUCCCUCUCCUCUCUUCUCUUCUGUUCAAACAAUGUCGCAAACGUUGCAUGCUUUCGUCGCCAAAAAUCUUGGCUGUGGAAUGGCAGAAGGCAAGUGUCUCCCAUGUUCAGGUGUUUCUGGAAGAACUGCUGCUGUAUAUUCCUACUCUUCUCUAGGUCAUCACAGAAUUCAUUCCCGUGUCCAAGUUAGAGGACUAAAGUGUGGCUUUAGGGGUGCAUCUUUUGUAUGUGAAGCAAAGAGGAACCCAGAUUUCUCAAGGCAAAACAAGCACGGGUCCUCCAGAAGCAGAAAUCGGAACAGUGAUGGGAGAGACAGCUUUGAGAGCUUUGACGACGAUAUGUUUUCAUUAAAAAAUGGACCGCCUGUGUCUCUUUCAACCUCAGGAAAAUUCCAGGCCACUUCAGCCCCUGGUCCUAGGGAGAAGGAGAUUGUUGAGCUAUUUAGGAAGGUCCAGGCUCGGCUGCGUGAGAGGGCUGCUUCCAAAGAAGAAAAGAAAGUUGAAGCCUCCCGAGCGCAAAGUAAAGAGAACAGUACUGUAGAUUCGCUCCUCAAACUACUGAAGAAACACUCUGUUGAGCAAGUGAAGAGAAGUAGUGGGGGAGGCAGAGGAAAAGAUUUUAGUUCGGACCAAAUGCAAGAAAGUAACCAAUAUGAUGGAGGACGAAAUGCUAAAAUUUCUGAUUUGGAUAGUACUCCUAAGGAUGAGCCCCAAGAGGACAAUGUCUUCUCCUCCUCGGUAGCCAGGCCUCGGUCAAAUUUCCAAAGAAGGUCUCCCGUUCCUCGUGUAAAAUACCAGCCUGUCUCUAACGAUGAGGAUGAUACGGAUGUAGUGCCAGUAGGUAGUGAGGAUACAGAGAACAAUCAGGAUCAGAUAGAUUUGAAGCUUGAUGAUGAAGCCGAGUCUGACUCUGAAUCUGAUGUUGAUUCAAAGGAUGAGCUGUUCUUCCCAAACAUAGGGAUGGCUGAAUUGUCUGAGGAUGAUGACUCCGAGCAAACCUAUACUGAUGAAAGUGUGGAGGAGCAGCCGGUGGCUCAACAUGAGGAUUUUAGUGCACUGAAGCUGUCCGAAUUGAGGGCACUUGCAAAGACUCGUGGCCUGAAAGGAUUCUCAAAAAUGAAGAAGAGUGACCUCAUGGAGUUGCUAACUGAGACCUGAUUCUGAUGGAUGAUAUACGAGAAGAAAAAGGGUCAAAACAACACAUGCCAUAGUAACAUAGAUUUUUUUUCUUUUCUUGUUUUUGACUUGACAUUCUAUCUGAUGUUUCUUUGUGUUUUUUUUUUUUUUUGCCACUCUAAUAUAAUUUUUCCAAGUACUUGAGGUUGAGAUUUUGUGAAACAUUAGAGUAAUCAUGAUAUCUUUGCCUCGGAGAAUUUUUAAAUUUGUAGUUAUAUUCCCGGGAUGAUAUCUUGUAGCUUUUGGUUAUUGAGAGAUUACAUCAUUGUCCUAGUAUUUUGUUUA